GCAUAUAUUUCCACAUAGUCCUCACUUGUCUCUUUCUCCUCCUCUCUAAACCUGUAUUUCCUGUACCACUUUGUUAAGAAGUCUUAGACAAGUACUGUCAGCACAUGUCUGUGAGAAACCAUGGAGGACAGUACAGAAGACAUCGAGUCUCUGAUUGAAGGAAUGGCCUACAUCCCUGGCCACUUCCAUUUAGAGCUACAUCUCAAUGGUGAGCCCAGCGGACCAGCUGCCCUUCGGCAACGAGACACCAAGCUCAAGAGCGAGAGCCUCAGGGCUGAGCUUGAAGCUGAGACGGGACGACUGCAGUAUGCUGUGCGCAAUAUUCUAGGCUUGUUGGCCUUCCAUAUGGACGAACUGGAGACAGCAGAAGAGGUAUUUAACAGCAUCUGCCAAGAGGAUCCUGAAAACCUCAAUGCCUGGGCCAACCUGGGUUAUGUAUAUGAACGGUUGGGUCGUGAGCUGAAGGAGGGAGAGUGCAUGGAACGUGUUGCUGCCCUCAUGGGCCCAGAGAUGGGGGAGAGCCAAACAGAAACCAGGCUAAGGGUGGCACGGUGCUUGGCCGAGCAGGCAUACGCCCACCCUCAUGAUGUGGAGCUGGAGAGAGAUGAAGAUUUAAGGGAGACACUGACAGCUGCGCUGAUGUUAUACAACCGUGCACUUGAUUAUGGAGGGGAACUGAUACCCAUAGAGGAAAAGAGAAGUUGGUAUUUCAAAAUGGCAACAAUUUACAUAAGGUUAGAUGGUAUUGUGAGGGAUUCAAAGGACACUGAAUACACAAGACUUACUUAUUUCAACAAGGGCCUCAAGCUUCUCACAGAGACUCUAAAAUCUGACCACACAUACCUCAAAGCCCUUGCCUGGUGUUAUGUCGGUCUCAUGCUGGAGCGAAUGGAGGAGUUCUCCACUGUACCGAUGGCAGUUCAUGACUGUGGUUUCUCUGGAUCUGACCCUUUGACAUGUUACGGAUCGGCCAUCAAGCUCGCCACAGAUGAUGCAUUCAUUCUUAACAGAUUAGCAAGCAUGUUCUUCCUGUCAGGCAAAAUGGAGAUGGCCACGGGUAUCUGUAACAUGGCACUGAGUGUCCUGCCUGAUGCUGAACUCAACUGGCAGGCAUAUUGCACUCGUGCCAAGCUAAGUGUCACAACGUAUGCCAAGAACCUGGAUAAAGCUAAGUUCGGCCAAGGUUGUAUUCCCGAUCGUCAGAUUCUGAAAGAGGCCCGUGCUGACCUGGAACGUGUUCUGGCGGUCCGACCUUGUUUGAGAACUCAUUUAGAGAUGGGUCAGGUCUACUACUACAUGGGUGUGGACGCCCUGCAGGAGAGCCUGUUGGUUGAUGAGAUGGCGAUUAACCAAGCCCUGGUCAGUCUAUCUAAAGCUCUGCAGUGUCCUCUAGGCUCUACAAUCCCUAAAUUACAGGUCCUUCGUGGCCGCUGCCUGCUGCUGAAAGGAGAGGAGCAGAAUGCUAUUGAAUGUUUUAGGCAAGCUCUUGAACUGGAAUAUCCCAGUGUCCAAGACACAGUGACCCUACAAUGCCUGCUACAGGCUCUUCUAGUGAGCUUCACUCAGAGUGGGACGGAAACAGGCCAUGCUAUUACCCAAUUAGAGGAAUGUUUAAAGCAGGCAGAGAAGAGAUAUGGGCCGAACAUAGUUCAGACUGAGUUGAAAGUACUGUGUCGAGCACACACGGAUGAGGUGACUGAGCUGUCUAAAGAUCUGGUGAAGAAGGGGAGGCUGGAGGUGGUUAAAAGGUUGCUGCAGAGCAUACAGCCACAGGGGAAGAGGAUGGCACUGGGCAGGUCCCUGUCCAUAUGAGCUAUCCCUUUAAGACUUUAAUUAACAAUACUCUGGAUUGUCAUUUCAAACUAAAGUUUUUCUCAUUUUUGGUAAUGCUGAGUGUGAUGGACAAGAUUUUUUCUUACUAAAAAAAAUGUUACUGUUAGGCUUCCAAAAAACUUAUGGAAUGUUGUCUCCAUGUCAACUCUUCCAUCCAGCACAUGCCAGAAAGCUUGAUGUGCCAGUUUAAAGUUUGAGAUGUGACCCAUUAUUUAUUGAAACUAUAGGGUAACUCAAUUUGAUGAAUACAAUAUAGUUUCUUUAUUGUAAAUUGUUACAUGUGGAUGAGUAAACCUCAGUGAAUGAGGCACUGCACAGUUGUAUCCUUAUCACGGAAACUAAAUCAGACAAACAUGAGUUAAUGUACAAUCUAAAAGGCACCAGAAUUUUUCGAACUGAUUUAUUUAUUCAUUCAUACUGGAAACCUUUUUUUUUUUUUUUUUUUUUUUUAAAGAGCUGAGAGUAUUUUAAAGCAUGUAUUUCAAAUGAUACAAUGUCAGUUAAACACUAAAAUAUCUGUAUUAAACACUGAUGUGAUGAUAAUUAUGGAACUGUGAAAAAUUAUUAAAUAACAUUCUAGUAUUUUCAAUCUCCUUCAACUGAGAAUACCAUACAUUUUGGGUCUGCUGUUAGGCUUCAUAAAAUCUUAAUAUGUGGGACAAGUUUUCAAACAUUAACUCUACUGCAAACAGAAUUAGAACCACUUCAAAUUUGGGAUGGUAAGCAGAAAUGUCCUUUAUAGCUGGAGGAAGAUUUGUGACCAAUAAUGUCCAUUUAAAGGGAUAGUUCACCCAAAAAUGAAAAUUCUCUCAUCAUUUACUUACCUUCAUGCUAUCCCAGAUGUGUUUGACUUUCUUUCUUA
Myxocyprinus asiaticus (Chinese sucker) is the source of this 2695-nucleotide messenger RNA. It is a transcript of the gene ttc22, whose product is annotated as tetratricopeptide repeat domain 22. The transcript is spliced from 7 exons. Bases 121 to 1812 code for a protein of 563 amino acids. Gene Ontology annotation, molecular function: protein binding. The record is from RefSeq and is a predicted model, not a curated record. NCBI's taxonomy places the organism in Eukaryota, Metazoa, Chordata, Actinopteri, Cypriniformes, Catostomidae.